AAGAGUAGUGGACUUUUCUUCACCACUCUUCCACGACUCAUCUCAAUGAUACAUAACACGUACGCCCCACACCAAAUCUAUAAAUACCACGCCCUGGCCUUCGUCCCAGACACCAAUUCCAAAUACAAAUUACAAACUCAGAAACCCAGAAAUUGUAAUUCAUCUGUUUUGCGAGAAUUAGUACUCGAAAUGAAGUUGCUCGGAUUGAUUGGAAGCCUUGGCAGCAUAUGGCUGGUCUUGGCCAUAUCAGCAGUAGUAGCCCAGCCAUCAUCCUCUCCCGCUCCUGUUCUUGACAGUGCGGGAAGUCCUCUUGCACGUGGUGUAGAAUACUACAUCAAUCCUGCUAUUACUGAAAAUGGCGGCCGUUUCACCUUGAUUGAUCGCAAUGACUCGUGCCCAUUGUACGUUGGCCAAGAGAAUCUUUCAGGCCCGGAAGGCUACCCUGUUAUCUUCACACCUUUCGCUGAGGAAGAUACAGUGAUCAGGGAGAAUAGGGACUUGAGGAUUGUGUUCUCUGCGUUCACGACCUGUGUGCAGUCAACUGCAUGGAAGCUUGGCGAGAGAGAUCCUGAGAGCCAAAGGAGAUUGAUUGUCACCGGAGAAGCCCAAAGCAGGCUAAGUGCCGGCAAUUACUUCCGGAUAGUGAAAGCUGCCGUCGGAGACAAUAUCUACGAGAUUUCAUGGUGUCCGACGGAUGUUUGUCCCAUUUGUAAGUUUGAUUGUGGGACUGGUGGUGGUUUGGUUGAGAAUGGGAAGAGGCUGUUUGCAUUGGAUGGAAACGUGCUUCCUGUUAUGUUUGAGAGGAAGGCUUGAAUUUGUUAGUGCUGCUUAUAAUGGAUACUAAAUAAUGCUCAGCCAUACCUAUUUUAAUUCUAACUUCAACUUGUUUGAAAUAAUAUUGUAUUAUAUAUGUAUUCAAAAUAAAA
This is a messenger RNA of Juglans regia (Persian walnut), 926 nucleotides long. RefSeq names its product kunitz type trypsin inhibitor 104-like. The coding region runs from base 46 to 813 and encodes 255 amino acids. Gene Ontology annotation, molecular function: endopeptidase inhibitor activity. The transcript has a single exon. The record is from RefSeq and is a predicted model, not a curated record. NCBI's taxonomy places the organism in Eukaryota, Viridiplantae, Streptophyta, Magnoliopsida, Fagales, Juglandaceae.